Molecule: messenger RNA, 772 nt
Organism: Gossypium arboreum
Lineage: Eukaryota; Viridiplantae; Streptophyta; Magnoliopsida; Malvales; Malvaceae
Exons: 1
Coding region: 165-614 (149 amino acids)
Source: RefSeq, a predicted model, not a curated record
UCUGCAGAAUCUUUAAAGCUAACGAGAAAUCCUUUCUUCCUCUUCCUUUUCUUCUUCAUAAGAUGAGCUUGGGGUUAGGGUUUUAAUUUAACUACAACCAUGCCUGUUUUGCCUGACAAUUAAUAACCGUAGAUCGAGUUUAGAAGGAAAAAUACCCCACAAAAAUGUCGAUCACCACAUCAUCAUCGUCAGCCUUCAAGCUGAUCUGUCUCCUCCACUCGGCGGUCGCCUUAUCAAGCGGUUCGCUCAUGAUGUUCGACAUGAAGGGAAUCUACACCUUCACCCACGGGAUCGAGACCGCCACGAAACUCCUGGGCUCCUCCCCGCACGAUCAGCUGUUGAUCCGGACAUCCGAUUCUUUCUCGGGUUUGCUCCUGUUCGCGAUUGGGUUCUUGCUGUUCAUGGUCUCUUUUGUGAAAGACAAAAGCUUUCAAUCCUUCUUUGCCAAAGGCUGCACGGUCUUGCAUGUUAUCGUGGCCAUGUGGAGGUUCUGGUUCGAGAGAAGAGUGGAGGAUUUGGCUUGGGAUUGGCUUAGACAAACUGUUGGCGACAUUUUAUUGGGUCUCUCUUGGGUUUUCUUUUUGGUUUACUCUUGGAGAGAAAAGUAUGAUUAGGUUUAGGUCUAUUUUUUUUUUCUUUUCUGCUUAAAUUAAAUUUACUCUUUUCUCUUUCCUGUUGCUGCUUCUGUUAUUUGAUUUUUAUAUUUUGUAAUCUGUGAAAAGUGGAAGAAGGCAGCGGCCCCGUGUUUGCAAAGAUUAUAGCUUAGCCUAAA